AUGUACUGUAACAGGACAGCAGCAACAGAGUCUAUUUCAUUUCAGGCAAACGAAGUUCUUACCAAGUUAAGAGAAGAUGUAGGUGAAUCAAAGUUCUAUAGCAUCCUGUUUGACUCAACCACUGACAACACAGUCAUCGAACAGGAGGCAGUAAUCGUCCUUUACUUCGACCCUCCCCCAGCUGAGCAUCAGUCUAGUAAUGAAUUGGAGCCAAUGGUCAAAGUGAAGAUGGGUUUCUAUCGAUAGAGAAUUUGACAAGUUGGGAUGCCCAGGGAGUACUGGCUGGAAUCAAGAGAUCACUUGAAAACACGGGACUUCUACAUGAGGAGGGAUUCCCCCUGUUCCCAUUGGCCUUGGAGGGAAUGGGUGUAGUACAAACAGAGGGGCAAGCAGUGGUGUGCAAGAACCUUUUAAACAAGAAUUUCCUUGGUUCCUGUUUUCAUGGUGUGUGGCUCAUUGCUUAG
Pocillopora meandrina is the source of this 464-nucleotide messenger RNA. The record is from the annotation of a GenBank genome assembly. Lineage: Eukaryota; Metazoa; Cnidaria; Anthozoa; Scleractinia; Pocilloporidae.